CAUAUGACCCGCUUGGCUUCCUGGCUCCGGCCGCCGCCGCCCGCCCGUGUCCGCCCGUGUCGCGCCGGGGCCCCGAAGAGCCGUUGGCGGGGUCCGGGCUGAAGCCCGCUGGUGUGGAAGUCUUCGUCGCCGUUGUCUCCCGCCGUCCCGUCCGCCUUCGCUCAGCGCCGUCAUCAUGCUGGCGCUCAUCUCCCGCCUGCUGGACUGGUUCCGCUCGCUGUUCUGGAAGGAGGAGAUGGAGCUGACGCUGGUGGGGCUGCAAUACUCGGGCAAGACCACCUUCGUCAAUGUCAUCGCGUCAGGUCAAUUCAGUGAAGAUAUGAUACCCACAGUGGGCUUCAACAUGAGGAAAGUGACUAAAGGUAACGUCACAAUAAAGAUCUGGGACAUAGGAGGACAACCCCGAUUCCGGAGCAUGUGGGAACGGUAUUGCAGAGGAGUCAAUGCCAUCGUUUACAUGAUAGAUGCUGCAGAUCGUGAUAAGAUAGAAGCCUCUCGAAAUGAACUACAUAAUCUUCUAGAUAAACCACAGUUACAAGGAAUUCCUGUACUAGUACUUGGAAACAAGAGAGAUCUUCCAAAUGCCUUGGAUGAGAAACAGCUAAUCGAAAAAAUGAACCUGUCUGCUAUUCAGGAUAGAGAAAUUUGCUGCUAUUCAAUUUCUUGCAAAGAAAAGGAUAAUAUAGAUAUCACACUUCAGUGGCUUAUUCAACAUUCAAAAUCUAGAAGAAGCUGAAACAUCUCCUGAAGUCUUCCAGUCCUUCUUGGCUAUAAUCCUAGAAUUAUUGUCCGUUCCUCUGAAGUACUUCCCAGAAUACGGUCCUUCCUAAACCCAAGAAAUUGCCUUUUUCAGAGUUUAUUUCUCAUGUGCACUGCUGAAGAUGUGUAUCCCUAAUCCUUCAUAAAGAAUCAGCUAGAGUUGUCAUGAUAAAGUCGGCAUACAUGAAAAGGCUUCUCACACAUAAUUGUCUUAAACAGUGUGUAGAGCUUUUUAAACACACACACACACACACACGACCAUCUUAAAUCAAGAAAAUCGCAUAUUUCCCAGACUGGUCUUUCUGGGCCAGUGUUUUAUAUUGGUUUUCAGUAAAUAUCUAUAAUAUUUCAUUACAGAGUCCAGUAGCUUAAUAUUGAUAUGGACUUGAUACAGCAUGAAAUUUCUAGUGCCACACACAGUAUUUAGAAAACCUUUAAGCCUGACUCAUGUGAGAUAUAAACAUAAUGUUUAUCUUGUCUCACAAAUGCAUGUGAAAUGUAUAAUUACACCUUAGGAAUUAAAAAAUGGUCUGCAAAGCAGAGGCACCAGAUCAAUGUUGGUUCUUUAUACUGGAGACAUCCUACCUGGUGAAUUUUAAGAAUGUUCUGCUUUCUGAGAAUCUUAUCAGCAGAUGGCAGUGGGGACGUGGGAAGAAAUGAGCAUGCUGUUUUGUAUCUGUCCAGAUCAUUACUAUUUUUUUUCCUUUGAACACACUUUUUUAAGGGGUUGGGAAUUGAAGAUUUUCUCAAGCUUUCGUGAAUUUAGAGCAUUCCAACCAAUAUAAUAAAAUCUGUUAAGAAUGUCAGACUUGGGCUGGGGAUGUGGCUCAAGUGGUAGCGCGCUCGCCUGGCAUGCGUGCGGCCCGGGUUCGAUCCUCAGCACCACAUACAAACAAAGAUGUUGUGUCUGCCAAGAACUAAAAAAUAAAUAUUAAAAAAUUCAAAAAAAAAAAAAAGAAUGUCAGUCUUGUUCAAACACCUGUUUGUUCUCCUGUCUCCAGUCAUUGACUCAGUGCUGCUGCGUGACACUGUGACUCCUGAUGUUUCAUAUCCAGUCACAGCGUUGACUUUCAGCACAAGAGAUGCUUAUAAACAAAUAAAAUUCCUAUUUUUCUCUUACCUAUUUUUCUCUUAAUGGCACUCUUUUGUCUGGUGCCAUUAGACAUCUUGAUUAUUGUGACAACUCUAGACCUGCCUGCUUUAUCUAAUGUAAUCAUGCGCAAUGUCUACAGGUUGUUUAAUAAUCAUACAGAACUGAGGAAGUGAGGCUGUCUUUUGUUUGCUUCUAUGAUACAGAAACGUAUAAAAACUGAAAAUGAACAUGUUUUGUAGCUUAGUGAUCUCCAUAUACAUAAAGGGACAUAUUAAUACUGGUUAACUUGUAAAUCGUUACUCUGAUAUUGUGUACUGGAUAAAGCUCUGCGCUACACCUGCUUCUGUGUUGCCUCACACCGUGUGUGACUUUUGUUUCUUCUGUUACGCAGCACUUACAUACACAGUGCAUUUCCAGAUGUGUUGAGCACGCAGAGUGUAGUCAAUAGUCAGUUCUUUAAGUUUUAAUUUAUAGACUGCCAUGGCCUUAAGAAAAUUCUGUACAAAAUACUGCACUGUGUUGCACACACGCUAUUUGUUUUUCUACAUUCACAUUUUAAACAAGGAGAAUUUGUGCUUUCAAAGUUCUCUUCUUAUUCUUUGAGGCAUGUGGCAUACUUCCAAGAAGGGAUGGGUGGUUCUGUAAACAAAGGGACAAACUUGCUACUGUAGUUGGACAUCAUUAAUGGUCACUGUGAACCAUUUCAAUAUGACAACUUGCUUGUGCCUAAAAGGAGGAAUUGGAACUAGAAUGUGUGACUCCGCGGGAACUGCGUAGGUUUGUUAAUGGACCUAUAGCUAACCCUUAACCUGUUUGUGUGUCUAUUCAUUGCUUUUAGCAUUUCAAGACAUUGAAAGACUACUACCAACAUUUUCCUGUGCGUAACCUCUGCAUGUGAAAACUUAACAGUUACCGAACUUUGUAAAUACAGAAUUUUUUUAUUUAGGUGGAUGCAUUUUUCGUCUGUUUACUCCUCUUCUCAGCUUUAUUCAAUAAAUUUGCAUUUUGAGGGUUGCAUUGGCAAUUUCACCAUAAAAUGUGCAUCAUGAUGAAAGGUGCGUUUUGGAAGGAGGCGGAAAGAAAAUGACCAUCAAGAGGGUCCACGGACCAUGUGCUAGAAAGAAAUCAACUCAGCCCUCAAAAAGUUGGGUCUGUGGGCUAGUUAAAAUAGAAAUAAACUUUUAAAAUAUUCA
Molecule: messenger RNA, 3045 nt
Organism: Marmota monax (woodchuck)
Lineage: Eukaryota; Metazoa; Chordata; Mammalia; Rodentia; Sciuridae
Gene: Arl8b
Product: ADP ribosylation factor like GTPase 8B
Exons: 7
Coding region: 176-736 (186 amino acids)
Biological process (GO): protein transport; anterograde axonal transport
Cellular component (GO): lysosomal membrane
Molecular function (GO): GTP binding; GTPase activity
Source: RefSeq, a predicted model, not a curated record